UUCGUAAUUUUGCUUCAGUAUUAUGAAAAUACUACCGAAACGACAGUUUUUCCCGAUUUAUCAAUCACAAAAAUACCAACCAUCACCGAUAGCACCUCGUUGAAGAUGUUAGAUGACAUCACGGCUAAAGUUUGGAGAAUCUUACCUGUGAUCGAUAUACCUCGAAAUUGGGUGCUUGCAUAUUGUAUGAAAUACACCGAGAUUUCUGAAGAUGUUGAAAAAGCAAAAACCCGAUGCCAAUACGGUGGAAUAGAUUGGGAUUGCACGUUUAUCGAAUUGGGUGGAGGGCAGGAUGAUUUCAACAUUGGAAAAAUCGUUUCGUUAUUUCACAAUCUUUCCAACAACGAGCUGAGAUUAAAAUUGCUUCGUGCGGCCGAAAUUUGUGGAAAACUCUGGCAGAAAUACAAACAAGAUCAAAAUAAAAGAUUAAUUCGCAUGAAAUUAAACGUUCGCGUGAAGAAUAGAGAAAAGAGAUUCUCGAAAAAGUAUAAAGAAUCACGGGCUUCGAGGAAAAAAAAGAAGAAUUUGAGAAGGAAAAAGAAAGAGGAACGCGAUGAGGAAAUAACGAAAAAGAGACGAGCCGCCAAAAAAGUACAAGCCAUUCGAAAGAAUUUGUCAAACAAGAUUACAGAACUUGAAAGUAAAAAUAUUACAAAUUUGUUUGAAAGACACCAUUUUAUUAGAUAAAUUACAGUCGCACAUAAACGAUUGUAACAAUUAUCCUUGCAUGUUUUCAAAAAUCAUUCAAGAUGAAACGAUGAAAUCCAUUGUAUCUAUAAUACGAAAUGAUACAAUGGAUGAUACUAUCAGUAAGGAAUUUAAACAAAGUAUACAAGAUUGUUCAAUUUGGUGGAAAUUAUUUAAAUAUUUUGACAAGAAUGCAAAUCCUCGUCGAGAGUUAGGAAGAUGCUUAUUUCAAACGUUUUCAUUCGUAAGCAAUAACUUAAACAAUAAAAAGAUGAAGGAACAAAUAAAAAAAAUUAUUUUAUGUUUGUAGAAAUGUAGAGAACCGGUUUUGGAUAAAGUACGAUUACUUUUAAUUACCACCGAGGAA
Molecule: messenger RNA, 1054 nt
Organism: Heterotrigona itama
Lineage: Eukaryota; Metazoa; Arthropoda; Insecta; Hymenoptera; Apidae
Source: the annotation of a GenBank genome assembly